Molecule: messenger RNA, 1311 nt
Organism: Lathyrus sativus (Indian pea)
Lineage: Eukaryota; Viridiplantae; Streptophyta; Magnoliopsida; Fabales; Fabaceae
Source: the annotation of a GenBank genome assembly
AUGGAUUUUUCAACUGGGUUGAAUUUGAGAUUGCAAUUGAAAUCACCACUAUCACAGAGUUUCCUGUGUUCUUCUCCAACCCAUUUCACCUACAGCUCCAAUUCAAUCCCUUUCACCAAAAAGUUUGCUUCUUUUUCCACAAUCAUGGCUACUUCUGCUGCAUCAGCGGCAAAGCCAAUCGCUUAUGGUUUCAAGACGUUGUUAGAAACUUUCACUGUUGAUGUUCAUAGAGCAGAGAAUAGACCACUGAAUGUGCCCUUGAUUUCACCUUUUACAAUAGCUUCUUCAAAAUUGGAGAAAGUAGAGAACGUUGCUAUUAGAGUUGAAUUGAGUAACGGUGCUGUUGGGUGGGGUGAAGCACCGAUUUUGCCUUUUGUUACUGCAGAGGAUCAACACAUAGCUAUGGUUAAAGCUUCUGAAGCUUGUGCUUUCUUGCUGAAAUGUCCUGCAUUAACAUUGGGUUCUAUAUUGGGGAAAAUUGGUGAUAUUCUUCCGGGUCAUCAAUUUGCUUCAGUUAGGGCUGGAGUGGAGAUGGCAGUAAUCGACGCUGUCGCGAAUAGUAUUCGUGUACCGUUGUGGAGGCUUUUUGGUGGCGCGUCAAAUACCAUAACCACGGAUAUAACAAUCCCAAUUGUUUCUUCAGUUGAAGCAGCUGAAUUGGCUUCUAAGUACUAUAAACAAGGGUUUAAGACUUUAAAGCUGAAAGUGGGAAAGAAUCUGAAUGCAGAUAUAGAAGUGCUUCAAGCGAUACGUGUUGCUCACCCCGAGUGUCAGUUUAUUCUCGAUGCUAACGAAGGGUAUAACUCUGACGAAGCAGUGGAAGUUCUUGAGAAAUUACACGAAAUGGGGUUGACCCCUAUUCUAUUUGAGCAACCAGUUCACAGAGAUGAUUGGGAUGGUCUUGGUUAUGUGAGUAACAUAGCGAGAGAAAAAUACGGAGUAUCUGUUGCGGCUGAUGAGAGUUGCAGAAGUUUAGUUGAUGUUUACAGAAUAGUUGAAGGGAAUAUCGUAGAUGUGAUUAACAUCAAGCUUGCUAAAGUUGGAGUUAUAGGUGCAAUGGAUAUUAUUGAAAAAGCAAGAUCAGCAGGAUUGGAUUUGAUGAUUGGUGGUAUGGUUGAGACAAGACUUGCUAUGGGAUUUGCUGGCCAUCUUGCUGCUGGCCUUGGAUGUUUUAAGUUUAUUGACCUAGACACGCCACUUCUGCUAUCAGAUGAUCCAGUUCUUGAAGGCUAUGAAGUUUCAGGUGCCACUUAUACAUUCACAAAUGCUAGGGGACAUGGUGGAUUCCUUCAUUGGGACAACCUUGCUUAG